AGCUGAUUGAUUUACCGCUACGUUUCUUUAACUGUUGUGUAUGUGCGAAAGUGCUACUAUUAUGUUAUUAUUGUAGUAUAAUUUUAAGAAAACUACAUAAGAAUAUGUACCGUCCACAUGCAAGGGAAUGUUUUAUAUUUUUUGUAAUAGUAAUUGGUCUAUACUAUUUCCUCUAUUAUAAUGAAGAAAAAAGUAUACAUAUUCUGCAAGAAGUGUAGAAUACCAAAAACCAAUCCAUUCAGUGAAGAUAUUAUUGACUUUGUUCAUAAAGAAGAGUAUGAAAAAUGUUCGAAUAAAACUUUGCUGUCGUACAUUAACAAAACGAAUGAUAUUGUUACUUUACAUAUCAAUCGAAGUGCACAAGAGGAAUACAGUAAUUCCACCAUAGAAUGCUGUUAUGCGAAUAUUACUAGAAUUAAUUAUGAAACAUCAAGGGAUGACCAUGUUAAUCUGACUGAUUGCAUUCCCUUCAAAGACUCAGUAGAAAUAAAUUAUCCUUAUGUUAGUGUUAACUGUACAAUAGAGCAGAUAGAAGUAUACAGUAAUGUUCAUGCUACCACUUUUUCAAUCUCUAAAGAACACAAGAAACCUACUGGAAAACCAAAGUUUAGUAUUAUGAUGCUCGGAAUAGAUAGCGUGUCAAAAUCUAAUAUAGAACGCUCCAUGCCUGAAAGCUUUAAAUGGGCUGAAAGUAACAUGGUUAACCUUAAGGGGUAUAACAAGAUCGGCGACAACACAUUUCCCAACUUAAUGGCAAUCCUGACUGGAUAUAAUGUAGAUCAGUUAUCGACAUUUUGUAACCGUAGCAUAAAACAAAACCCUUGCAGGUUUAUCUGGGACAAAUUUAAAGAAUCUCAAUACAUAACAGGAUAUGCAGAGGAUGAUUGCAAUAUAAACACGUUCCAUUAUGAUCGUCCAGGAUUUUUAGAAGAACCUACAGAUUAUUAUUAUCGUCCUUACUUUUUAGCAGCAGAAACUUUGCAGUAUACUGUAUUAAGGAAAAAUAUGAUCUAUUGCGCCGGUCCCGAAACUUCCGGAGAAAGAAUACAAAAUGCAGCUAAAGAUUUCGCUGUUACGUUUAAGGACGUUCCAUCUUUUGGACUGUUUUGGAGUAACAGUUAUAGUCAUGAUAAUAUUAAUAUGCCAGGGGCUAUGGAUAAAAAGAUGUUUCAACUUUUGUCUAACACUGAAUUUCUCGAAGCCUUAAAUAAUACCAUUUUAAUCUUUUUUAGUGAUCAUGGUUUCAGAUUUGGUGGUAUUAGGUUUACACAUACAGGAUGGGUGGAAGAAAGACUUCCUUUUAUAUAUUUCAGAUUUCCGGAUCUCUUUAAACGUUCUUAUCCAGAACAGUAUAAUAAUUUCAUAACAAACACAAAUCGGUUGACAUCACCCUAUGAUAUCCACAACACUUUUCAAGACCUACUGAACAUAGGCAAUGAUUCUUACGUACCAUCGUGGAGUCAAGGAUGUUCCAGCUGCUACAGUUUGUUUGCUGAAAUUCCGGAAAAUAGAACAUGUAAAGAUGCGGGUAUUAGUCAACAUUGGUGUACUUGCCAAGGACAUACUUACAUCAGACCUGAUGAUCCCAAAGUAAUAGAAGUAUCAAACUUUAUUGUAAAUGAAACCAACAACAUUCUACUUACAACUGAAGGGGGUUCAUUAUGCGCGGAAUACAAUUUAUCUAAAAUAAAGACAGCUGGUAUGUCUGAACCAUAUUGGAAUGAAGAUCACAAAUCCGUUCACUUCUUUUUAGUGAUGCUGGAAACAAGUCCUGAUGCUAGUUUUGAAGCUACCGUUGAAGCUUCAUUUGAGGAAAGAAAUAAUAGUUUUAAGCUGUUAGGUGAUAUAAGUAGAAUAGAUAGAUACGGACCUGUUACAGGAUGUAUUACAGACAAUGCUUAUCUAAAGAAAUACUGCUACUGUCGUGAAAAUGUAACAAAAUCAAACGAAUAA
Diabrotica balteata is the source of this 1953-nucleotide messenger RNA. Lineage: Eukaryota; Metazoa; Arthropoda; Insecta; Coleoptera; Chrysomelidae. The record is from the annotation of a GenBank genome assembly.